This is a messenger RNA of Parnassius mnemosyne (clouded apollo), 507 nucleotides long. NCBI's taxonomy places the organism in Eukaryota, Metazoa, Arthropoda, Insecta, Lepidoptera, Papilionidae. The record is from the annotation of a GenBank genome assembly.
UUGAUUGCGCCCACAUUAAAAAUUACCAAGCCUAGAGGUAUUAUUCAUACAGAGCAGUACCGGAAUAGAAAAGGUUAUUUUUCAUUAAAUGUGCAAGUAGUUGGCGGCCCUAAUUUGAUGAUAUAUGAUAUAGUAGUUCGUUGGGCUGGCAGCACACAUGAUAGCCGAAUCUUUAGAAACUCACGACUAAAUAUAAGGUUAUGCAAUAAUGAAAUUGAUGGGAUGUUACUUGCAGAUGGAGGAUAUCCUUGCACUAGACAUUUAUUGACUCCGGUUUCAAAUCCCAGAAUUGCACAAGAGGAAAGAUAUAACAAGAUGCAAAUAAAAUCAAGAAAUGCAGUGGAACUGCUCCACAACAUUGUAGUAGAAGUAAAUGACUUUUUUGAUGUUGAGAACACCGUGGACAGUAAUGUACAGCCUUAUUAUACAACAACAACAAGCACAACAGGUACCAGUGAUGGUUUGGUACUUCGAGCAAAUAUAAUUUCACGCUAUUAUAUGUCUUAA